AUGAAUAAUGAAAAUGAUGAUGUAAAAAAAUUCAAAGGUAGACCUCUAUUUGAAAACGUGCACAAAGUGAAGCAAACAAGUUUACUUUCUCACAAAUCAUUAGAAAUUGAUAUGAAAGGUUUCUUGAACCUGGUGGUCAUAAUAAUAUGCACAGUAAAUUUUCGGUUAAUUUUAGAAAGAAUAAAGAAGCAUGGUUUUGUUAUGAAUUUUCCCCAAUGCACUGAUUUUAUUAAAAACGCUCCUAUAUUUGUUUGUUUUUUUUGUUUAAAUAUAAGUAUUUUUUUUAGUUGGUUUAUAGAAAGGCAUGUAACCAGUUGGUUCUUAUAUUAUAGUGUUAAUGAUGAGGUAGCUAAUGCAGAAUUGGUUAGUGCAGAAUUGGUUAAUGCAGAAUUGGGUAAUGCAGAAUUGGGUAAUGCAGAAUUGGGUAAUGCAGAAUUGGGUAAUGCAGAAUUGGGUAAUGCAGAAUUGGGUAAUGCAGAAUUGGGUAAUGCAGAAUUGGUUAAUGCAGAAUUGGUUAAUGCAGAAUUGGUUAAUGCAGAAUUAGUUAAGGAUAAGACCUCUGAUCGCUUCCUCCAGGACAGGAAAAAUUGCAACAUGAAGGAGUUAACAAAUUGUGGAUUUCUGGAAGAUAUAAGUUGUUCGAGAGCUAGCGAUGAGGUUACAAAUGAUGGAAGUGUGCAAAGCAGUGGUAAUAAAAGUCCCGCAAUGAUUAGAUGUAGAAAGAAUGUAAAAAAGAUCUACGAAGAGGAGAUGGAGAAGAAAGAAAAGGAUUUUUCAAAUGAAGGAACAUAUCAAUAUAUAAAGAAUAGAAAUGUUUAUGAAAGGGAUAAUAAAAAUGGAAGUAAGAAAAGAAAAGGUUGGAAGAACUUCCAUCUAUCUAUUUUUUUAUUAAGAUGCAUAAACAGCAUAUUCAUCCUAAUUUUGCCUUAUUUAACCGUGACUUACUAUGAUGCAGAACCGUUUCUGUCAUCAAUCCUGUUAACCAUAUCGAUAGUAUGGUUUUUCAAAAUAUAUUCAUUUCAUCAAGUAUGUUACGAUACUAGAAAAUUAUAUAUAGAUGAAGUGAAUUUGGAAAAUAUAAAAGAUUUAUCAUUUGAAAUUGAAUAUGUAAAAAAUUAUCCAUAUUGUUUAAAACUAAAGAAUUAUUUCACUUACAUGCUGAUGCCAACUAUGUGUUUUCAAUACACAUACCCAAGAACAGAAAAAACAAAUUGGUUACACGUAGCAAAAUAUUCAGUUGAAGCAAUUCUAUUAACACUAAUGAUAAGAAUAAUACUAGAUCAGUACAUUUUUAUAACGAUUGAAAAUACUUUUACUAUGAAAGAAUUUCAGUCAGCUCAAUUUACUGUAAAAGUGACACAUAUAAUUGAAAGGAUGCUAAAAAUAUCUAUAGGGACAUUAUACAUUUGGCUUAUCGGAUUUUUAGUAGUAUUUCAUCAUUGGUGUAAUAUAUUAGCAGAGGUAACUCGAUUUGAUGAUAGAUUAUUUUAUAAAGAUUGGUGGAAUGCUAAUUCUUUUGCUGAAUAUUGGAGGAAAUGGAAUUUACCGAUUCAUUAUUUUGUUUGUCGACAUAUUAACAAACCAUUAAUUUAUUACGGAUUUAACAGAAAAUGUUCUAUGAUUAUCGUUUUUUUCAUUUCAGCUUUAUUACAUGAAUACCUAAUUAGUAUACCUCUAAAGUUGGGAUUCUCAGGUUACAUUUUCUUUUUUUUUAUUGGACAAGUUCCAUUAAUACAGUUGACCAAUAAUGAUUAUUUUAAAAAACACAAAACCACUGGAAAUUCAAUUUUCUGGAUAGUCUUCUGCAUAACUGGUCAACCCCUCAUAGUCUUUAUUUACUAUUACUCAUGGAUUAGUCGAAAGGGAAUUCUACACCGAUGA
Molecule: messenger RNA, 1881 nt
Organism: Plasmodium gonderi
Lineage: Eukaryota; Apicomplexa; Aconoidasida; Haemosporida; Plasmodiidae
Product: diacylglycerol O-acyltransferase
Exons: 1
Coding region: 1-1881 (626 amino acids)
Biological process (GO): triglyceride biosynthetic process
Cellular component (GO): endoplasmic reticulum membrane
Molecular function (GO): diacylglycerol O-acyltransferase activity
Source: RefSeq, a predicted model, not a curated record